GAAUCGUGGUUAUUUUACACAUCAAGUAGAUUUAUUUAUUUUAAUAACUUGUAGUGUUAACGGAUAUUUAUAAUGUGACUAUAUUUCCUGUUUUGUGUAUACCCUUUUUUAAAUAAUUAAAUUGGUCUCGGGAAGAUUACAUGGCGUAUAAUGAAAAUUUCAGCUCUAGCAUGCAGGAUGACCAAUCGAAGACGUCUCUGCAAAUGCAGAUAGAGCGCCUUCAAGUUUUGCGGGCGAAACUUAACACUGUAGCAGAAGAGGAUUACGUCAUCGUCAAAGAAGAAGUACAACGUAGCGGCUAUGAGUCAGAGAGUAGCGAGUAUUCAGAGGACUCGGCGGCGGCCUACGAGGAUGUCACGACUACAACCAAAAGCUCUGGGUCGAGGAAGAAUAUCAACAGGGGGAGAUGGACGAAGGAGGAGGAUAAAAGGCUCAAGAUGUACGUGAAGAUGUAUAACGAGAACUGGGAGCUGAUCGCGUCUCAGUUCUCAGACAGAUCCGACGUUCAGUGCCAGCAGCGCUGGACGAAGGUCGUCAACCCCGAGCUAGUCAAGGGACCUUGGACCAAGGAGGAAGAUGAAAAGGUCGUAGAGUUAGUCCAAAAAUAUGGUCCCAAGAAGUGGACAGUCAUUGCGCGACACCUCAAGGGCAGAAUAGGGAAACAAUGCAGAGAGCGAUGGCACAACCACUUAAACCCUUCUAUAAAGAAGACCGCGUGGACGGAGCACGAAGAUCGCGUCAUAUACCAGGCGCAUAAGCAGCUAGGGAACCAAUGGGCUAAGAUUGCCAAACUACUGCCGGGCAGAACGGACAAUGCAAUAAAGAACCACUGGAACUCGACGAUGCGCAGGAAGUUCGAGCCGGAGCUGCUGGACAGCUUCGAGAGCCUGCGCCGGCGGGGCCGGGUAAAGCGCGAUCCUAACCCAUACACUGACCAAAGUGAUACACUGCAGAGGGUGCAAGUCGCAUAUAACGAUGACUGGGACUCAUUCAACGACUCGAGCCAAAGCGGCUCAAGCCAGCCGGCCUCCAAGCAGGUGAUGCGGUUCCGACAGCUGCUGAAGGAUCAGCUCAGCAACAUCCAGCAGCAGACACUGGUGCGCGUCAAGUCGCCCGACCGCGGCAACCUGGUCGCGGCCGACGUCGAGAUCUGUGACUCGCCGUUCAAAUUCAUCAACCUGGAAACGUUGCCCACGGAUUCUCCUCUCAAAAACUACCUUUCCAACGCAUCCGGUACUUCUAACAAAGAUAACGUCAUAACGUACGCCGUGCAGCCCGACUCGACGCGAGAGAUCGUGGUGCCGUCGUCCGUGUACAUGAGCCCCAAGCAGCCCUCCGUCACCAGCAGCCCGCCGCCCAUCCUCCGCCGCAAGGGCAAGAAGCCCAACACGAUCACGCCUAACCAUAACGUGAGUUCAUGUAUUGUAUCGUCCGUGUACAUGAGCCCCAAGCAGCCCUCCGUCACCAGCAGCCCGCCGCCCAUCCUCCGCCGCAAGGGCAAGAAGCCCAACACGAUCACGCCUAACCAUAACGUGAGUUCAUGUAUUGUAUCGUCCGUGUACAUGAGCCCCAAGCAGCCCUCCGUCACCAGCAGCCCGCCGCCCAUCCUCCGCCGCAAGGGCAAGAAGCCCAACACGAUCACGCCUAACCAUAACGUGAGUUCAUGUAUUGUAUCGUCCGUGUACAUGAGCCCCAAGCAGCCCUCCGUCACCAGCAGCCCGCCGCCCAUCCUCCGCCGCAAGGGCAAGAAGCCCAACACGAUCACGCCUAACCAUAACGUGAGUUCAUGUAUUGUAUCGUCCGUGUACAUGAGCCCCAAGCAGCCCUCCGUCACCAGCAGCCCGCCGCCCAUCCUCCGCCGCAAGGGCAAGAAGCCCAACACGAUCACGCCUAACCAUAACGUGAGUUCAUGUAUUGUAUCGUCCGUGUACAUGAGCCCCAAGCAGCCCUCCGUCACCAGCAGCCCGCCGCCCAUCCUCCGCCGCAAGGGCAAGAAGCCCAACACGAUCACGCCUAACCAUAACGUGAGUUCAUGUAUUGUAUCGUCCGUGUACAUGAGCCCCAAGCAGCCCUCCGUCACCAGCAGCCCGCCGCCCAUCCUCCGCCGCAAGGGCAAGAAGCCCAACACGAUCACGCCUAACCAUAACGUGAGUUCAUGUAUUGUAUCGUCCGUGUACAUGAGCCCCAAGCAGCCCUCCGUCACCAGCAGCCCGCCGCCCAUCCUCCGCCGCAAGGGCAAGAAGCCCAACACGAUCACGCCUAACCAUAACGUGAGUUCAUGUAUUGUAUCGUCCGUGUACAUGAGCCCCAAGCAGCCCUCCGUCACCAGCAGCCCGCCGCCCAUCCUCCGCCGCAAGGGCAAGAAGCCCAACACGAUCACGCCUAACCAUAACGUGAGUUCAUGUAUUGUAUCGUCCGUGUACAUGAGCCCCAAGCAGCCCUCCGUCACCAGCAGCCCGCCGCCCAUCCUCCGCCGCAAGGGCAAGAAGCCCAACACGAUCACGCCUAACCAUAACGUGAGUUCAUGUAUUGUAUCGUCCGUGUACAUGAGCCCCAAGCAGCCCUCCGUCACCAGCAGCCCGCCGCCCAUCCUCCGCCGCAAGGGCAAGAAGCCCAACACGAUCACGCCUAACCAUAACGUGAGUUCAUGUAUUGUAUCGUCCGUGUACAUGAGCCCCAAGCAGCCCUCCGUCACCAGCAGCCCGCCGCCCAUCCUCCGCCGCAAGGGCAAGAAGCCCAACACGAUCACGCCUAACCAUAACGUGAGUUCAUGUAUUGUAUCGUCCGUGUACAUGAGCCCCAAGCAGCCCUCCGUCACCAGCAGCCCGCCGCCCAUCCUCCGCCGCAAGGGCAAGAAGCCCAACACGAUCACGCCUAACCAUAACGUGAGUUCAUGUAUUGUAUCGUCCGUGUACAUGAGCCCCAAGCAGCCCUCCGUCACCAGCAGCCCGCCGCCCAUCCUCCGCCGCAAGGGCAAGAAGCCCAACACGAUCACGCCUAACCAUAACGUGAGUUCAUGUAUUGUAUCGUCCGUGUACAUGAGCCCCAAGCAGCCCUCCGUCACCAGCAGCCCGCCGCCCAUCCUCCGCCGCAAGGGCAAGAAGCCCAACACGAUCACGCCUAACCAUAACGUGAGUUCAUGUAUUGUAUCGUCCGUGUACAUGAGCCCCAAGCAGCCCUCCGUCACCAGCAGCCCGCCGCCCAUCCUCCGCCGCAAGGGCAAGAAGCCCAACACGAUCACGCCUAACCAUAACGUGAGUUCAUGUAUUGUAUCGUCCGUGUACAUGAGCCCCAAGCAGCCCUCCGUCACCAGCAGCCCGCCGCCCAUCCUCCGCCGCAAGGGCAAGAAGCCCAACACGAUCACGCCUAACCAUAACGCGUGGUCCGAGACCAUAAACAAAGCGAUGGAGACGACCGGCGCGACGCCCAUCAAGGCGCUGCCGUUCAGUCCGUCUCAGUUCCUGAACUCGCCCGCCGCGCUCUCGUUCCCUCCGUUCGAGGCCACGCCUUCCUCGCUCUCGCAGCAACUGCAUACUAAGGAUUGGGGUCCGCUGGCGAGUCCCUUGCUGCACACGCCCACGCCCGCGCUGGGCUGCAGCCCCCACCUCACGCCCGUCAACAGCCACAGCAAGCACAAGAGUAACACGCCCAAAACUCCAACCCCUUUCAAAAUUGCAAUGGCGGAGAUUGGCAAGAAAUCUGGAAUUAACUAUGAGCCGUCGAGUCCGGGUCUUCUCGUGAAGGACAUCACUGAGAUCAUCGAACGGGAGGAGUCCGACAGCACGGUGCAGCUCAACGACUCCAUGCUGUCGUCCACGGCUGAUCAAGACGGGACGGCUGUUCAGGCUCACGACUCUGGCAUAGGCAGCCUGAAGCGGCGCGCAUCCGAGCAGGGCAAGGAGAACCAGCCGGGGGCGGCGACCGCCAGCGCGGGUGUAGCGCCGCACAAGAAGGCGCGCAAGGCGCUGGCGCACGCCUGGGGCGCCGCCACCUCCACGCCCAGCGCCGCGCGCGUGCCCGACGUCGCCUUCAUCGUCGAGACGCCGAGCAAAACCCUAGCCGGUGACAGUUCAGUGAUGUUCUCGCCACCCUCCAUCGUCAAGAACUCGCUCGCCGAAGAAUCCACCAGCCUGCACAGCCUGAUGAGCGCCGAAAACACCCCCGAAACCCUCAAAUACGAGGAGCUUGAAAUAGAAACGGUCGAAAAAACAAAGGUGCGCCGCAUGUCCGGCGAGCCGGUCGUGGUGAAGAAGUCCGCCGUGCGCUCCAUCAAGUUCGAGAAGGAGCCGGAGGUCAAGGAGGAGCCCGUCGAGUUCAUACUGAACGACGGGUGGAAGACAUUCGCUUGCGGCAAAACGCUUGACCAACUAGAACUAACUAAGCUAGCCCACCAGUACCUCAAGAAAACUGCCCUCAAGCCACGAUCCCUCAACUUUUGAUAACACUAUAUAAAACAGAAUCGUCACAAAUAUUUUUUUUACAUCGUGUUUUUUGCAUGUUAAUAUCGUUUUAUACACGGUGCAUGGAAUGUAUGUGCAUGUUAAGAAUCAUUUAUUAUUCUUCUACGUAGUAAAAGUUCUAGCACUAUCCACCAUGGUAAUUAUGUAUCACAAGUGAUACAAUAUUAAUUGAACAGUGCAGUGAAGUUAUCAAUAAUUUUGUAUGAUUCUGCACUUAUUAUGUCAAAGGUUUAAAUCAAAGUUAUCGAUACCAUUUUGUAGUUAUGUAUUUGGGAUUAAUAUUCAAGAAUUCUUCCAUUAUCCACAAAACUUAUAUUCAGGCUUACCAUCUUUAAUAGCUCGUAUCAUGUGAGUACAUUUGAUUAUAGUUAUUUUCUAGUAUUUAUAUAAUUUUAAGGUUCCUUUUUUUUAAUAUUUGUGUGUGAACACGUCAUUACGCUUUUAGAUUAUCGUGUUAGUUAAGUAUUCUAUUACAUACCUACUAUUAUGAUAACAAUGUCUUGAUUUCACUUGGAUUUAUAUUGGAAUUCUUUACAAUCAUUUAGAAAUUUAAUGUUUGCGUGUUUGUGAACGAGUGUUCAUGCGAUAUAUUGUUUUACUAUAUAUCAAUCUUGUAUCUUUUCCUUAUAUACGAGUAUUUAGGUGUUAUUAACACCAAAGUACAGUCACGUCUGAAAAUAUCGGUACGAAAAAUGUGCCAAAAAUAUGUAUACUCUACCUUAAUAUAUGGGCAAUAAAGUCGUGUAUACACAUUUUUGGCACUUUUUUCAUAUCGAUAUUUUCAGACGUGACCGUACCUACACGUGUUUGGAUUCCAUGCUUUAAUUUACUCUGGUACGAUUUUAAAGUCUGUUAGUACACCGUGUUUUUUUUAAAUUCCGUUAACGGGGUAUGGGUGAGUACGUUUAAGGAAGCUAAAUUGCAUAGUUAGUUAUUAAAAAUAUAGUUAUAAAUAUAUAUAUAUUGUAAAAAGUAUUUUAAUGUUGCAUAUAGAGCUGUUGUAACAUGAGUGUAACAUUUAACUGAACCAAACAAUUGAAAAUUGUGACAUAUCUAUGUCAUUUUGAACAUCGAUCGUCUGAGAUAGUACUUACGUUUAGUAGCAAAUGUAUAAUCAAUAUGCAAACAGGCCCACGCUGGUACCAGAUAAAAACACUGAUUUACUUGGAAAUAGACUUAAUUAGAAUACCGGUGUCUUUGAGAAAGUAACUUAAUUUAAGCUCAGGAAUGCACCCUUGAAAUUAACGGAAAUAAGAAAAAACACGGUAUAUAAGUAGGUUAAAAUUUUGGUCUAAGUUUUUUGUGGUGUCAUCUUUAAUUUAAGUAAUCUUGUGUAUCUAAUUUAAGCUAAAUGUACCGUGAUUUAAGUGAAGCAAUAUUUAUGGUCGAUUUUAUUACGUUAAUUAUAAAAAAGUAACUUUAUUUUAUGUUUUUCUUUGUAAUGUCUAUUAUUUUAGUUUUGAUUUUGUUUAGUAGCAGAAUAUAGGUAUAAUUCUUCAAAGAACAUAAUGUUAUUUUGCUUUAUUUGGGGUUUAAAAUUUACAGCGAAGAAAAGCUAUUUUAUUUUUUAUUCAUUGACCACUGGAGAUAUUAUUCCUUUUCAAAAAAAAAAAAAUGAUCUACUUACAUAAUUAAGUAAGUAAAGUAAUAAGCAUUGUACGAAACAUGGAUAGGUUACAACAGAUAUAUAAUUUGAUGUUAAUAAGUUAUUUAUAAACUCUUCGUACGUGUAAAAUCUUGGGUAUUUAACGAUUUUAGUAAUUACAUGUGUUUGUAAUUCAUUAUCUUAAAAUACAGUUACACCAUAUUGUUUUCAAAAUGUGUAAACAUGAAAUCAUACAAUGAAAUGCUAUGUACCACCCACACUGUUAAUUGUACAUCGGUGGACCUUAUUACAAAAGGCAUAAGGUCCACAGAUGCACAGUUAGGAGCUUAAGAGUGUUGCUGUUUGUACAAUAUUCGCAGUAUAUAAUUUUCCUUGUGAUACAAUUCAAUAUGCACAUUCAAACAUUGCAUUAGUUGUACAGUCACGUCUCGAAAUAUCGAUACGAACGAAGUGUGAAAAAUAUGUAUACACGAACUUAUUGCCCAUAUAUUAAGGUAGUGUAUACGUAUUUUUGGCACUUUGUCUGUAUCGAUAUUUUCAUAGUAUCUACAGAGUUAUUAAAAAAGUGCUGAUGUAAAAAUAUCGUCAUGAGAAAAUUCUUACCAAAGAGCAACAGCACUAUGUAUGGUUUUUUCUCUAAUCUGUUAGAAUUCGUGAGGUUUUUUUUUAUGUGUCACAUUAACUCUGUCGUUAUAGUGCGCAAUAUCUGAGAGUUUUACAUAUCCCAUUACGCAACACCAUUCCAUAUUAGUGCAACAGUGAUAGACAGAGAUGACUACGCUACUCUACGGAGCGUUAACGAUUGGCACGUUGCCUAAUCACCCAGGCCAAGUUAAUGCAUUUACUUUUUUUUUAUAAUUAUUCUAUGCAGCCAGCUUUACCUCAUUAAUAUCAACAUGUACAUAAUUGUCUCUAAAAUCGUUUUACCUUUAAGAUAUAAAGCCCGACCAGGAAUAUAUGAUCAUUGUCAAGAGGGCGCUGUUAUUCUCAUGUAUAGGAUGACAGUUCAGUUUAGUAUGAGAAAAUUAGUUCCAGUGAAAUUCCGCAACAUGGCGCGUGAUCAUAUAUUACUGGUCGGGGUUACCUAACCUACCAGCGUAUUCUGAGCACCGCGAGCAUAGUAAGAAACUGUUCUACAAGUAACAUUUCAAUAUAUAUUAAAGCUACGCUUAGGUGGCCAGAAUUUCUGGUAAAGGCUAAGGGAGGAGUGGCUUUUUAAAACUGACUAUUAUUUUUUGGCUAUCUGCGAACGAAAAACUUAAUUCUAAACGUUUUUAAUACAGUUCAUGUUUUUAAGAAACAGCAGUUUUCAAAAUUCAUUCCUCAUAUGGUUCACUAAUGUGCCGCGUGCCGGUUUUUUAUUUGGAUGACUUUAUUUUAUAAUUUAAUUAUGUUUUAUUCUUUGACACUCCACGUGUGAAGGUUUCUAUUGUACAUAAUAUAGUUUAGAAAGGUUUGUAAGAAAUAAAGGGUUCAAGAAAAGAAAA
Cydia pomonella (codling moth) is the source of this 7553-nucleotide messenger RNA. RefSeq names its product mucin-2 (gene Myb). The transcript is spliced from 17 exons. Gene Ontology annotation, biological process: regulation of DNA-templated transcription. Bases 141 to 4439 code for a protein of 1432 amino acids. Gene Ontology annotation, cellular component: nucleus. The record is from RefSeq and is a predicted model, not a curated record. Lineage: Eukaryota; Metazoa; Arthropoda; Insecta; Lepidoptera; Tortricidae. Gene Ontology annotation, molecular function: RNA polymerase II cis-regulatory region sequence-specific DNA binding; DNA-binding transcription factor activity, RNA polymerase II-specific.